Molecule: messenger RNA, 483 nt
Organism: Penicillium verhagenii
Lineage: Eukaryota; Fungi; Ascomycota; Eurotiomycetes; Eurotiales; Aspergillaceae
Product: SRPBCC family protein
Exons: 1
Coding region: 1-483 (160 amino acids)
Source: RefSeq, a predicted model, not a curated record
AUGUCUACAAACAACAUUGCUUUCACUGCGCAGCUCAAUCCCACUGGAGCUACCCCAAUCCUCACUCAAGAACAAGUUUGGACUGGCUUGCUUCUCAAAAUUCGAUCGGCUGAGACCUUUGUGCCCAACGCUAUUCAAUCCACCACUGUCGUCUCCGAGUCAAUUGAUCCCUCGACGGAAAACCCAGUCACAGUUCGGGAUGUCGUGUUUCGCGAAAAUGAACGCCAAGUGAGAGAAGUCGUUACCGCCUACAAGCCCUCUCGAGUGGCCUUUGUUCAGCCGGACGGAAGCACAAUCAACAAUUUGGUUAGCGAAGAUGCGAAUGGAGACUUGUACAUGACGUACACUUUUGAAUGGAGACAUCCUGGCGCCUCUUCUGCGGAACUUGCGGGCUUCUUGGAGAAAGAGAAGAAUAUGAGCAAGAUGGCUGUUAAUGGAACGAUUGCUGUUUUGCGGCAAUUGGCAAAGGAUGGAAAGAUUUGA